AUGAUUCGUUGUGUUAAACGUUGUCUUCAGAAAAUUUUGAAGAACGUGAAGUUGACGUAUGACGAGCUUUUGACUGUUGUUGUGGAAGUGGAAUGUGUACUGAACUCGAGACCACUCACCUGUGUAUCCUCAGAGGAUACAGAGGAACCCCUUACGUCUUCUCAUCCAUUGACGGUUAGGGGAAUUCUGUACAUCCCUGACGAAUGUGCAACCGCUGACGAAGAUGAAACUGAUGUCCAACUCCUCACCAGAAGGCAGCGUUGUUUGUCUAAAUUGCUCGGUCAAUUGAUUCGGUCAAGUGAUAUUGUUACCGAAAUGGAAGAGGGGAAGUCAAAUCGCAGUACUUGGAAACUUGGAAGGAUUGCGGAGUUGCAUCCUGGAAACGAUGGUUUCGUUCGAGGAACUACUGUGGAGGUUGCUUCGAGCAGUGGCAAACGAAAACGCCUCAGACGACCCUUACAAAAAUUGUUUCCGUUAGAAGUUCGAGAAGUUGGGGGUACAGGACAAGUUCCAGCAAGGCCCGAGGAAAACACACAAAGGCAGAGGAGGAGAGCUUCCAUCACAGGAGAAGUUAGAAGACGAGAAGUCCAUCAGUCUCUUCAAGAACAGGAGAACUAA
Pocillopora verrucosa is the source of this 618-nucleotide messenger RNA. The record is from RefSeq and is a predicted model, not a curated record. Lineage: Eukaryota; Metazoa; Cnidaria; Anthozoa; Scleractinia; Pocilloporidae.